Molecule: messenger RNA, 1284 nt
Organism: Penicillium argentinense
Lineage: Eukaryota; Fungi; Ascomycota; Eurotiomycetes; Eurotiales; Aspergillaceae
Product: NAD(P)/FAD-dependent oxidoreductase
Exons: 2
Coding region: 1-1284 (427 amino acids)
Molecular function (GO): sarcosine oxidase activity; flavin adenine dinucleotide binding; proline dehydrogenase activity
Source: RefSeq, a predicted model, not a curated record
AUGCCCACAUCAAAAAGCGAGUCAAUCAUCAUCGUGGGCGCUGGCGUCUUCGGUCUGUCCACGGCGCUAGAGCUCAAGCAGCGCGGAUACAGCGACAUCACAGUAUUGGACCGCUACACACCUCCUGCAGUCGAUGGAAGCAGCGUGGAUAUUUCCCGCAUUAUUCGAAUUGACUAUGCGGAUCCGUUGUAUUGCAAAAUGGCCGCCGAGGCUUACCAAGGGUGGAAGACUGAGUACGCCGACCAUUACUACGAGUCCGGUUUCGCUCUUCUAUCAGAGGACGCCAACAAUGACUGGAUUGCAAAGUCUGCCGCGACUGUCAAGGCAAAUGGAGGCACAGUAGAGGAUCUGCCUGAUGCGACCCAGCUCCUCAAGUCAUAUCCGAACAUCCAGUCCAACCUCUCUGGUCUGAACGGGUACCUCAAUCGGCGAGGCGGCUGGGCCGAUGCUGCGGGCAGUAUCCAGAAGCUGGCUUCUCGAUGCAGCGUGGAGGGCAUUUCAAUAAUUACUGGACCCCGCGGCACCGUCCUCUCCUUGCUACAGGAAGGCUCUCGUGUUGUCGGCGUCAACGUGCUUAGUGGUGGAACCAUUCGCGCGUCCCAGGUCAUUCUCAGCACCGGUGCUUGGACGAAUAGACUCCUGAAUGUUGCACACGCUGCUUCGUCUUCCGGUCAGCCGGUUGGAUUCAUCCAGUUGACCCAAGAAGAAGCUCGGGCCCUGGAAAAUACGCCCGUCAUGAUCAACAUGAGCACUGGUAUCUUCUGCUUCCCGCCCACCCCUGGAUCGAACAUUCUCAAGCUUGCCCGCCAUGGAUACGGCUAUGCCAAUGAGACGACAACCUCCAACGAUGGUAACAGAACAAUUUCUUCGCCCAAACUGCAAAGCAGCAAUGCACAGACUGGAUACAUCCCCGACGACGCCGAUGAUGGUCUGCGUGACGGCCUGCGUCGCUUCUUCCCAAAAUUUGCAAAUCGGCCUUGGUCGAACCGUCGUCUGUGCUGGUACACCGAUACCCCCAAGGGUGACUUUAUUAUCGAUGACCACCCGAGCCUGAAGGGUCUGUUUGUGGCUACCGGUGGAGCUGGACAUGGAUUCAAAUUCCUUCCUGUCCUCGGCAAUUAUAUCGCAGACUGCUUCGAGGGCAAGGCGUCCAAGGAUCUUCGUGAGAAGUGGAGAUUGCUUCCGUCUCCUGGUGACUCUAAGGAGUACAACAUGGCGGGUGACGGUAGCCGUGCCGGCCCUCCUCUGAGAAAGCUCAGUGAUCUGGAAAAGUCGAAGCUGUAA